CGCGCGCUAGCAUGGUGUGCAGCGUGGAUUGAUCGCGAGGGGCGGUGCUAAGGUUUUAUUUUCGGAUUCGACGGCUGAAGGCCCUUCUCAUCAGACAUGUGUGCAGCAGUGUCAGCCCAGGAGAUGCUGCAGGCUGCUAUUCAAACAAAGGUGGUCCCAAAUCAGGAGUACCUGCUGCAGGGUAGUGUUCUAGACAGCGCCAAAGAUGUGCUGAUCCACCGCCUGCGCGGUCUAGCCGACAACGUGGACGAGCAGGUGGAGACGUUCCACGACCGCGAGAGGUGCUCACCCUGGGCCCAGGUCAGUCCGGGCGGUCAGUCGCUGACGCUGUACGUCAGGCAGGCCGUCGACCAUCCGGACGUGCCUUGGACCAUGCGCUACAUCGGCCAGCCCGAAGUGGGUGACAAGAGCCGCCCGACCGUGCUGCGAAACAGCAUCGAUGUUGGCUGCACCCCGAACGUGCUGGAGUUCCUCUCGGAGAUGGGCUUCAAGCAGGAGUACGAGUACAUGAGCAAAGGCUUCAUGUUUCGCAAGGGACGUAUGAAGAUUCUGGUCUACAAGAUAUACAAAGUGAGCACUAACAGUCGUCGGGAGAGCUGGGAGCCGGUCGGUAUGUCGCACCUGGUCGAGCUGAGCGUGCUGGCGCCGCAGGGCCACGACGCGUCCGCAGAGGAUGUUGCGCAACUUCGCGAGCAGCUCAAGCCGCUGGUGCAGCUGGAGAAGACCGACUACCACCGCCGGCUGUGA
Molecule: messenger RNA, 747 nt
Organism: Pollicipes pollicipes
Lineage: Eukaryota; Metazoa; Arthropoda; Thecostraca; Pollicipedomorpha; Pollicipedidae
Product: mediator of RNA polymerase II transcription subunit 18-like
Biological process (GO): termination of RNA polymerase II transcription; regulation of transcription by RNA polymerase II
Cellular component (GO): mediator complex; core mediator complex
Molecular function (GO): transcription coregulator activity
Source: RefSeq, a predicted model, not a curated record